ACUGUCAUGCUCCCUCAUGAUUGUUAUGCCUUGAUGCGUAUGGUCCAUGCAGGGGCACACAGUCAUCUGUUUGUGUGUGCAUGUGUGUGUGUAUUCCAGCUGUAACUGUUCCUUCUAUUAGCAGUAUACAAGCGUCAUAUCACCUUCUAGGUAAAGGGUCGUUGAAUAACAUUGUGUAACUAGCAUUGGUGAUCUUUACCAACUCACCAAACCAGCAAAGAAGAGAAGAGACCCUGAGCUGCAUGCUGGUGCAACUUACAGAGCUCUUGUGAAACUACUCCUAAGAAUGAGGAAAUAUGACAUUGCUAACCAAGUGUUCAAACAUUGCCAAGAGAAUGUGUUGUACAGUGCGUGAGGUGUAUGCCAAGUUCACCUCCAUGCCAUUGUCACUGAGGUGACGAGUACUGUCUCAAUACUAGCCCUUUAAAAUGUACACAUUUACAAUCUGGCCACUUUAAUUACAAGUGGUUGUUAACGUGAGCUAGUUUUGUAGUAGCUAAUAGCAGAUUUACUUCUGUUGGAGAGUCACAUUUCAUUUCUACCAUUUGCUCACUGUACAUGCAGGCGUAUAAGUCGGUUGUCAUUUGAAUAUUCCUUCUCUUAAUUAGAGUGUGUGAGGAGGAGGUCAAGGCGAGGAUGGGAUUGGUGGAGUGUGUCAACCACAACCUAGUGGAGCCCUACCAUCAUCUACGAGAAACACGGUGAGUAUGUUGCACAGAUGAAGUUCACUCUGCUGCUAAUGCCCAAUGGACCACAAAGGUAACGCUGGCUACAGUGUGCUGGUGAGCUGCAGUGAGAAGAUAGUCCAGUCACUCUCUGAGGACCCGAAGGCCUUGGCCCUCCACCUCCUGUCAGCUGGGCUCAUCACUGUGUCCAUUCUUGAGAAAACCAACGAGUAUGUGAAUGAGACCAAGAGAGAGAAGGCCACCAGACUGUACACUGCCCUGCUGGGUGUGGUCAAACACCACCCCCACAAGUACCACGAGUUUGUCUCCACUCUCAGACUCAACCCACUACACACUGACUUGGUCACACAAUUAGAUAGCAAGUACACGUAGUUUGUCUACACGUACGUACAUAUACAUAAUUUAUGAUUAUUACGAUUGUGCGUACCAUCAUUCUUUUUGUACUUGAGAUUGACCUUGAAUUUAUACAUGUACUCACUUAA
Molecule: messenger RNA, 1168 nt
Organism: Halichondria panicea
Lineage: Eukaryota; Metazoa; Porifera; Demospongiae; Suberitida; Halichondriidae
Exons: 4
Coding region: 747-1058 (103 amino acids)
Source: RefSeq, a predicted model, not a curated record